AUGUUGCUGUGAGAAGCCUCAGAAGCCUUUAAUUAUUUCAAAAGUUAUCAUUAUUUCCUACUUCUGAGAUUGCCAACUUCUAAUUUCACAACUUUUUUGUUUUGUUUGAAAAAAAGGCAAUGACCUUGUCGAACUUCUGAAAUGUUUUCCGAAAAAUACCGGCUAGCUUGGAAACGAUUGUCCUAGAGGGACUGCUCAGAAAUCCUUCACGGUGGGCGGAGUCCUAGGCCGUCGUCUUUUCCAUCUGCUGACGGAUGUGUUUUUCUUGCGUUCUUCCGUCGUUUUUGAUGCUCACCACUGAAACUUGUUUAAAUUCUGUUUAGCAUUUCCUUUCGUGAAUAUCAAGUGCUAUUGGCGGCAUCUCAUUUGAAUUCUCAAAGGAAUCACUCAUUUUCUUUUCUUCCUGGUUGUUUAACCUAGCCGAAAAAAAUUGCGUGAUUUCGCAGCUAAUGAAGCAUCUGUACUUGAAGGCGGUAUUCCGGCUGCCCGAUGCGAAGGGCCGCGACGGCGGUUUUGCUUCUGACGCUGUGCCAACGGCUAGCCUCCAUCGUCAUCGACAACGACUACAACAUUUCGGCCGACGAGGAGACCACCACUGAGGUCCAUUCUUUCUCUCCUUCUCGUUGAGUCGAUUAGCGCUAGAAUUCAGCCUUUUUUCAUUUUUUUUUUUUUUUGGCGAUUAAUGACUACUGUCAUAACAUUCGAUAGCAAUUAUCAUGAUCACUUUAAAUAAUGUCGUUCUUUCCAUUGAUUAAGUUUUGUUCAAUUUCUUUUGAAUCCUAACCCAAUAACUGAAUGGUUUGUCUUCAUUUCAAGGUGUCUUUCAAACUUUUCAAACAUUCAUUAGCACUUAAUGAUUUUUCCGAAAUUAUACUGUGGCAGUUCCAUGAAAUAGUUUAAUAUCUCUGAUUAUUCAAAAGUAGAAGUUCUCACUAAUAAUCAGAAAAGUUACUUUGGCGUUCUGCGAACUUCUCGCUAGGUGGCAUAAAUGAUGAUUUAAUAUCUAAAGAAUCUUAGUACAUCAAUGUCGAAGAAGUUCAGGCCUCGCGAAAGCGGAACUGCACCCGCCAGCCGGUGAUCAUCAACCGCCUUCUCAACGGCACCGGAUACAACAAAUUCCGCAUUCCGAGCAAGUUUUUUGGCAUCCACUUCUCUUAAUCUUGUAUCUGUCCUCUGUCAGUGAAAAAAAAACAUCUUGUACUUUUAGAACGGGAAGCUUCCAAAUUUAUGUUCGAAAAUGGCGUUGAAGGUGGUUUAAGGAAAGAAGAAACAUGAGAACGCUUGAUUUGGACUCUAAUCCCUUUGCGUUUUCGUCCACCCGCACUCAAAAUUUUCGGACAAUUAUUGGUCUUCUCAGCUGGUAGUAGAAGUUCCAAACAACAAGAAAAUGAAUCCCAACUUCACUUUUUUUUUUUCAGCCUAGGGACUCCCCGUGAAUCAUUAUGAGAAAAUAUUAAUAAUUCGGAAGUCUGUAACAAAAAGGCGUGAGAACCUCGAAAUUAUUUGGCAAGAGAGAAUUUCUGAGAGAUUUUUCGGCUGAUUCAGACGACGACGGCGUGAAGGUGAGCGUCGAGUUCUGGGUUCAAGCCAUCACUUCCAUCAAUGAGAUCACCAACGACUUCGAGGUUGUUUCAAAGGGAGCACUAUAAUCAUUGAGAAAAGACGAAUGAGUCUAGGACAAAACUCACGAUUCGUGCUUUUUUGUAUACUAAGGCAGCGGGGGAUCAACUUUAGCCGUAAUUUUUUUUAUUAUGAAGAUUCGACUGAUUUAACCGGAUUCGAAAUAAGACAUUGCUACUGUCUGCUCUCUUGUUCUCGUAAGCUGUUUCGCUGAUUUUACCAGGAUAGUUUGUUUGAAAGUUCACUCGUCUUUUAAAUUUUGUGAUAAACUAACCGAGUAUAAUUGUCUUCAAAUUCCUUUUUUUUAACUUUAUUUUUUCAUUCGACUUCUCUCUUUCCUUGAUGAAAUUUGAUAGGUAUCUAUCACUUUGGUAACGAGAAAAACAACAUACUUGGAGCUGCUGAAUAACCCAACCGAAAUUAAAUGUAAAAUGAGAAGACCAUUUGUAGAUGGACAUUUACAUCAACGAGAUGUGGAUGGACCCGUCACUGAACUUUGAGCACAUGAACCCUUGCAAGCAAAAUCUCUCUCUCAGCCACCAGGUGAGCGAUUCCCAGUCCUCAGUAUUAUUAGACCCGAUGACGUGACCGCUAGACUAUGCUUUUUCUUAGGGGAACUCUAUGAGAACUCGACAUAAAAUCCCGAUGGAAAGUUUAGGUUCAAAAAUGAGCGAGGAAAACUUAGUUUUGAGUUUGAAAUCACAAAACUUUGUUAACAAUAUCUCAUUGUUCCGCAGUAUCGAGCUGGUAUCGCUAUUUCUUGUUUGGAAGAAAAUCUUGAGUUUUUCAAGAAAAAGCUUGGAAGAGUGGAAAAGACCAGAGAACCAGAAUUGGUUAUUGUCCACAGCAAAAACAUUUAUUCUUUUAUUCUUGAAAGAAUAUGCCCAACGCUCUUGUUUUACAUCAGAAAUGAACAACGCGGCUUUUGUCUGAACAAAUAUUUCCCUUAAACGAAUUUUCGAAGAAAAUGAAAAGUUUUUUAAAUAACUCGGGUAACAAUUUUUUUUCUAUAAACCACAAAAGCAAAUAAUGGCGACGCAAAAACGUUUAGCUCAAUUUUUGAAGCCUUUCUCAAGAAAAUUUUGAAUUUUUUCGAUCGUUCAUUCAUUUUAUUUUUUUUUGGAGUUUUUUUUCUUGACCAUUAAGAAAAACGUGAAUUCGAAAAACUUUCGAUGUCUUUCCUUGUUAUGAAAUUGAAGCAAAAAAGGGUGAAGAUUUACUUCUCAGGUUCUGGACCAGCUCUGGACGCCCAACAGCUGCUUCAUCAACAGCAAAUUCGCCGAGAUCCACGACUCCCCUUUCAAGUCCGUCUUUGUACAUUUUUCAAAGAGAGAUAUAAAACUUCCGGACGCCAUGAUUAAACUUCCCUGUUUUGUUUUCAAAAUACCUAAAUUUUUUUGCUGCUUCUUGCGCAGAAUUAACAUUUCUUUUUUCGAGGUUUAGUCGAAGAAAAUAAAAUGAAAAAUAUUUUUUUCUAACCGAAAACUUUUUUUCGAGAAAAAAACUAGGGUAAAAAGUUAGCAGCUUCUGUGAAAUUUUUGAUUAUAUGAAGUCUUUAAUAAACUGUCAGAACAUUUUAUUUUUCAAAAAGUUCUUGGAAAAUGACUUACUUGUUAGAUCCAAGAAAAAAAUAUUGCUUUUUUGUUGUAAAAAUCAAUCUUGUAAGUAAUGUACGGUUCGGAAGGUCCCUGUCUUAUUUUUGUAGUCUAGCUGCUAUUUUGGAGCGAGUGUGUGUUUAUUAAUAGAAUCGCCACCCUCAUCAAAUUUCUACCAAAUUUCAUUGCUCUGUUCAUUUUCACACGUUUGUGGUAUACUUUUAUAAAGCUUUCCUAUGACCUCUAAAAUCCAUAGAUGAAAAAUGAACUUUCAAAAAUGACUAGCCCCAGAAGCAGUGUCCCUCUUAAAUGAGAGUUUUUUUUCUAAAUCAAACGUUGCAGGAACGUCUUCUUGAUGCUGUACCCCAACGGAACAGUCUGGGUGAAUUACGUGAGUUGGCGGCGUCUUUUAUUCCGAUAUCCGAGCCUUUUGCAGCGCGUCAACGUGAAGGGACCGUGCAAUUUGUCGCUCGAACUCUUCCCCCUCGACAUCCAGGAGUGCAACUUGAUCUACGAAAGGUGAGUUGCUCUUCUGUUUCCCGGGAUUCCUUGGCCUCAGCUUCAACUACAACAACCAAGAGGUGAUGAUGCGAUGGGCGGAGCACAAUCCGACGCCGGUCAUCACUACCGGAAAAAUCGUCCUACCCGACUUCGACCUCAUGAAAAUAACUCCUACCAGGAUAUCUGCGGUUCGAAUUUCUAUCAUUUUGUUUUAUUCCUGAUCGGUUCUACUUUAUGGACAAAAUUUUUCUUUGCAAAAUUUGAAGAUGAAAGCUGGAAACUUUCAGUUAUUUUAUAGAAUCUUUUGGAGCCAGACAUUUUUGAAGACGAAAAAUGAAAAAGAGAAAUGGAAAGUUGCAGCCGUACCCAGCUGGCAUGUGGGACGAGCUGCACGUGAGGCUAGUCUUCGAGAGACGCUACAUCUGGUACUUCAUGCAGGCCUACCUGCCCACUUACCUCACCAUCUUCAUCAGGUGGGCCGUCGGCCCUGAAGCGGCCACUCUCUUCCUUGCAGCUGGAUCUCCUUCUCGCUCGGCUCCAAGGCGAUUCCGGCCAGGACGAUGCUCGGCGUCAACGCGCUCCUCGCCAUGAUUUUCCAGUUCGGCAACAUCAUGCGCAACCUUCCACGCGUUUCCUACAUCAAAGCUAUUGGUCAGUCGUGAGCUUCCAAGUAGACUCUGUCUCUGGAAACUCAGCUCAAAAAGAGUAGCUCGAAAUUGUAUGAUGGAGAAUGUGUAGUUCUUUCAAAAACUUGAUCGAAAAUAAGACUUCAUAAAGGUGCUUGUAUGUUGAGAAUAACAUGAAAUCCUUUCAAAAAGUUAUAUAGGCUUGAAAAUUUGAUCCUUUCCAGUAUUAUCGACUGCAAUGAGUCAGUAAUAUGUAUGCUACACAGAAAAGAGCCGUAAUGAAAAAGUUUGAAUUUAUGGGCUGGCCAUACAUCUUUCUAUAAGUCUCACUUGGGAUUUCCAAAACGCUGAGCAACACAAAAACUCGUUCCUUAGCCCCAUAAAUCAACCAAACAAAAAUUGAAAACAUUUCGGCUUUUCAGUGCGUUUUUGAUUAGUUCCAGAAGAUAUGUAAACCUUGAAUUGAAGAAAUUCGAAAAGAUGUUGAAAAAAUGUUGAUUUGAGACGUUUGGAUGCUCGCCUCGAUGACUUUCGUAUUCUGUUCGCUGCUCGAAUUGGCAAUAGUCGGGUACAAAACCAAAAACGAGGAAAGCGGCAGGAAAAAAAGCUCUCAUAAAAAGGUAUUUUUUCUCAGACUUGAAGAAUUUUUCAAUUUUUUUUUUCUGCUCAUAAGAAAAAUGAGAUUCAAAAAACUCCAAGAACUUUCAGUUGCAAGCGCUAGACAAUUUUGAAUCCUCACCGGCCGGUUUGUGCCGUUACGAGAAACGUUUCAUGUUGCCCGUGGAGCGGAGACACAUCAGCUGGUCUGACGUCAUCCGGUUAAAAGUAUGAUCCGAGUAAACUUCGAAGCGAUUUCUCAAUGCUUUUAGGCGCUCAAGGAGGUUUGGAAUUGGCCUCCCGAAAAAAUUGAUCGCAUAUCAGCUAUCGGGUUUCCUGCCUGUUUUGCAAUAUUCAAUGUAUGCCGUAGUUCUGAGGUUUUCCAAGGUUCAAGACCGUUUUCAGAUCAUUUAUUGGUCUUACUACUACAACAAGAAGUUAACGCAAGCGGCUCAAAUCUGA
Molecule: messenger RNA, 5401 nt
Organism: Caenorhabditis auriculariae
Lineage: Eukaryota; Metazoa; Nematoda; Chromadorea; Rhabditida; Rhabditidae
Source: the annotation of a GenBank genome assembly